Messenger RNA from Drosophila busckii, 1338 nucleotides. RefSeq names its product crossover junction endonuclease MUS81 (gene mus81). Gene Ontology annotation, cellular component: Holliday junction resolvase complex; nucleus. The record is from RefSeq and is a predicted model, not a curated record. NCBI's taxonomy places the organism in Eukaryota, Metazoa, Arthropoda, Insecta, Diptera, Drosophilidae. Gene Ontology annotation, biological process: DNA catabolic process; mitotic intra-S DNA damage checkpoint signaling; double-strand break repair via break-induced replication. Bases 1 to 1272 code for a protein of 423 amino acids. Gene Ontology annotation, molecular function: 3'-flap endonuclease activity; crossover junction DNA endonuclease activity; DNA binding. The transcript has 2 exons.
AUGAACGCGACUCGCUUGGAAAUUAAAUUAAAAGAGCCAAAUCCACUGUUUACGCUUUGGCUCGAACGCUGGCUGCGUGAGGCGGAACAGCGCAAUCAAAAAUCGCAGCAUCAAUUGCGCAAAGCGCUGGCUGCGCUGCGUUCCUAUCCGCUGCCGCUGUACAGUGGUCGCGAUUGCGCCAUGUUGCGCGGUUUUGGCGCAACGCUUUGCCAGCUGAUCGACGCAGAGUUGCAUGCGCAUCAGCUAACGGUGAAUAAUGCAAAUGAGCAACGCGCGUAUGAAAAACAAGUGCAACAAGUGGCAAAAACAGUGCAAAACAAGCAAAAACAAAAGGAAAAGGGAAAGCCCAAGAAGCUAACAAAGAAAGCGCAGCAGGCGCUGGACGAGGCGGAGCAGCGUGCGCGCAUUGUGCAAAUGCCGGCGGGCAGCUAUGACAUACUGCUGCUGGUGGACACACAAGAGACGAGUGGCAAGCAUAAGCGCGUGCUGGACCAGACGCGCGGCUAUUUGCAAACGCUGCAGGUGCCGCAUGAGGUGCGUCGCUUAACCGUGGGCGAUUUUCUAUGGAUAGCGCGCAAUGCGGCAGGCGAUGAACUGGUGCUGCCCUAUGUGGUGGAGCGCAAGCGCAUGGACGAUCUGGCGAGCAGCAUACGCGAUGGACGCUUUCACGAGCAGAAGCAUCGACUGCGCCAGUGCGGACUGCCGCAAAUAAUUUAUCUGAUUGAGGAUUAUGGCGACAAUGAGCAGCUGGGUCUGCCGCUGGAGUCGCUGCAGCAGGCGCUGGCCAAUGCGCAAAUGCAUACGCCGGGCUUGCAAGUGGUGCGCAGCGAGAAUCACUAUCGCUCCAUGUGCUAUUUGGCCGGCAUGACGGCUGCACUGCAUCAACUUUAUACGCAAGCGGGCAAAACGCUGCACAGCGUUGAUAAGCAGCAGAUCGAGUCGAGCUCGAGCUCCAGCUGCUGGAGCGCCACCAAGCUGGGUCUGCUCAAGUUCCGCGCACUCUACGAGGACUCGGCGCGCAAUGCGCAGUUGACAGUGCGCGAGCUGUUCGUGCAGCAGCUGCUGCAACUUCAUUCGCUCUCGCUGGAUCGUGCGCUGGCCAUUGUGAAACGCUAUGCCACGCCUCGUCUGCUGCUUGACGCCUACGCUGCUUGCGCUACUGAAGCGGAGGCGCAACUGCUGCUGUCCAAACUUUGCUGCGGCGCAUUGGAGCGACCGCUGGGCGAGAAGCUGAGCCAGUGCAUCCAUCGGUUCUACUGCACGCAUUGGUAGUGAGCAUAACUCCACAAAACGCCUAUACUCUGCUGGAAUGAAUCUGACGUGCCUGCUGUAGACGCG